This is a messenger RNA of Daktulosphaira vitifoliae (grape phylloxera), 2656 nucleotides long. RefSeq names its product MAP kinase-activated protein kinase 2 (gene MAPk-Ak2). Gene Ontology annotation, biological process: peptidyl-serine phosphorylation; protein autophosphorylation; intracellular signal transduction. Gene Ontology annotation, molecular function: calmodulin binding; ATP binding; calcium/calmodulin-dependent protein kinase activity. Gene Ontology annotation, cellular component: nucleus; cytoplasm. NCBI's taxonomy places the organism in Eukaryota, Metazoa, Arthropoda, Insecta, Hemiptera, Phylloxeridae. Bases 584 to 1669 code for a protein of 361 amino acids. The record is from RefSeq and is a predicted model, not a curated record. The transcript is spliced from 8 exons.
AAAUUUUGGCUACCAACAUAUAGUUAAAACCGAUUUAAACAAUCUAAUUUUUCAAUAGUUUACUACUCGGGAAUAACAACUGAGUAUUUUUUAGAAAACGUCUAUUAUCUUACAAUAAUUUAAAUAAUUUUUUAGCAAAGUUUUAAUACAUUUCAAUAUAAUUAUAAUCAAAUUUUGUUUUUCAUUACUUAUCCUCAUUUAUUGUACACGAGAAUGCGUGCUUCGUAGUUUUUUUUAAAUAUUUACUUUUCAAGUUGCUUAUUUAAUCAUCAGUAUUAUUGUUAUGAUCAUUAGUUAUUAUUGUUAUCACACUAAGAAUAAAUAUUUUGAUAAAUCGUCGCGGUGGCCUUAACGACGUGCACGAAUAAAAUCAUUAACAUUGUCCGUACCAUCUGCCUAACAAUUGGGUUUAAGAAAUUUUACAAAAGUUACUGGAAAAAUUAAUUAAUCACGCAGUUACAACAACAAAAUCGAUAAGUUAGCCCAGACCUUCGCGGCUUUGCCGUCGUUAAUUUUACAAUGGCGAGGUAGUGCGCGGAAAAAAACUGACAAUAAAAGGAGUCGAAAUAGAAGCAACAACAUAAUGAGUAUUGCAGUUGAUAGCGGUGGUGAUUUUUAUUUCUUAACCAAGAAACCAAAAUCCACAGCAAUUGAGUAUGAUUACAAGAUUUCAGACAAUGUUUUAGGUUUAGGCAUCAAUGGUAAAGUGUUGCAGUGUUUUUCAAAAACUACAGGCCAAAAAUAUGCUCUAAAAGCGUUAGUUGAUUGUCAGAAGGCAAGAAGAGAAAUUGACUUGCACUGGAGAGCUAGUGGUUGUAUUAAUAUAGUGAACAUAAUUGAUGUUUAUGAAAAUAUAUAUGUGGGAAAAAAAUGUCUUUUAGUUAUCAUGGAAUGUAUGGAAGGUGGUGAAUUAUUUCAACGUAUUCAAGAACACAAUGAUGGAGCAUUUACUGAAAGAGAAGCUGCACACAUAAUGACUGAUAUUUGCUCAGCUGUCAAGUAUCUCCAUGAUAUGAAUAUUGCUCAUCGAGACUUAAAACCAGAAAAUCUUUUGUAUUCAAAACCUGGUAAUGAUGGUAUUUUAAAGUUGACUGAUUUUGGCUUUGCAAAAGAAGUGUCACAAAAAGCACCUUUAAAAACUCCAUGUUACACCCCAUAUUAUGUUGCCCCAGAAGUUUUGGGACCAGAGAAAUAUGAUAAGAGUUGUGAUAUUUGGUCUUUAGGGGUUAUAAUGUAUAUAUUGUUGUGUGGAUUCCCACCAUUUUUUAGUAACCAUGGGCAAGCUAUUUCACCUGGUAUGAAAAACCGUAUCAAAACUGGUCAAUUUGAUUUCCCAAGUCCUGAGUGGGAUAAUGUAUCUAAAGAUGCUAAAACACUCAUAUCUAGUAUGUUAUCUGUUGAUCCAGCUACCCGUCUUACUAUUGAUCAAGUCGUUAGACAUAAAUGGAUUGCAAGAUAUACUGAGGUUCCACAGACACCACUCCAUACUGGUCGCAUGUUGAAGGAAUCAGGAGAUGUAUGGCCAGAAGUUCAAGAAGAAAUGACUAGAUCACUUGCUACAAUGCGUGUAGAUUAUGACCAAGUUAAUAUUAAAUCAUUAAAUGCAUCCAAUAAUCCCUUAUUAAACAAAAGAAGGAAAAAUGUAGGAGCCAACAGCACAUCUCAUUAAUAUGCAUAAAUUUUUUUAAAGAUAUUAUGGACGAUCUGCCACUUGCGGUUACUUUUUUUAUUUUUCUGAAAUAUGUCAUGAGGUCAAGAACUCUUAAUUCAUUAUUUAUGCUUAAUAUGCUAAAUAAUUUUAUAAAUAACAUUUAUAUUUGUUUGUUAAUUAUUGAAUUGUAUUGAAGAUUUGUUGUUUAUAAUUAAAAAGUAUUUACUUUGGUAUUCAGUGUCUUGUAACAUGGUUAUAUUCUUAAUUUAACAUAAGUCAAAUAUAUUUAACACAUAUUAUAUUAGAACGAUUUAAGCUUUUAUUAAACUCUCCAUAACAUUAAAACAAUAAUACUGAUUUACAUUAACAAAAGUAAAAGUAUUUAAGUAAAUUGGUUUUUUCAGGAAUAAGAAAAACAUUUUAAAAAUGUUAACAAUUUUGUAGGUUUAAAAGUAAGUGCUGUUUAUUAAUAUAGUAUAUUAAUUUUAUUUUUUUAUCAAGAAAAUUUAUAUACUAUUACUGAUUGUAAUAUUAAUUGAUUGUCUGAUUAUGUACUUUUAAAAGGUUAGAAUUGUUGUAAUGGCAAAACAUUUUUAAUAUCAUUAAUGUAUGUAAUUUGGUGUUAUUAAACUUCCUUACUCUAGUUGUAUCUUUAUAAUUAAUUUACAGUAUUAUUUUACUUCAGUGUUUUGCAUGUUUAAAAUAUCAUAUUAUUGUGAAUUCAAAUUUAUGUUAACCUUAUAAAAUGAUAAAUUAUUAUUUCUAUUAAUCUCUAGAAAAUGAAAUGUUGUAAUAUAACUAGUAGGCAAGAACAUGGAGUAAAAACUGUACAUAAUUUUUCUACUAAAAUUGACUUAACUAUUGUGUACUUUUAUUAACUAGAAGAAAUCCUUCUUUUGUAAUUUUAUUAAUUUUGUGUUUGUAAACUAAUUUAAACUGAAACACCACGAACAAAUAUUUUUAGCCUUAAAUUGUAUGAAAAUAUUUGAUAAUAAAAUUUUGAAU